Molecule: messenger RNA, 3251 nt
Organism: Sinocyclocheilus rhinocerous
Lineage: Eukaryota; Metazoa; Chordata; Actinopteri; Cypriniformes; Cyprinidae
Product: zinc finger protein ZPR1-like
Exons: 15
Coding region: 283-1644 (453 amino acids)
Cellular component (GO): nucleus
Molecular function (GO): zinc ion binding
Source: RefSeq, a predicted model, not a curated record
UACUGUCUUUCCUUAUUUAGGACAAUUAUUGAAAAGCUUCACGUCCUCUGCUGUGUUGAUACUAUAUGCAUCUUUGCAAGAAUAUUUUCCUGUUUCUAUAACAACACGGUUUUGCGAAUCUGAUCUGACCCGGUGAUGAUUCAAGCGCACAUGAGCAUAUUACACAAAAAAAUGUGCGAAAACAGCUGGAAACUUCUAGCAGAACGCCACUCAUUAAUAACUAACCACUCCUACCAGUAAACCAGAGAGUGUAAAUACUUUUAACCUACAGUACCUGACAGGAUGUCUGUUAUUGAGGAGGAACGAGUCCGCGGUGGUGUUUUUAAGGACAUUAAUGCAGAAGAUGAAGAUCAGCAACCUACAGUGAUCGAGAGUUUGUGCAUGAACUGUUAUGAAAAUGGAAGCACACGUCUACUGCUUACUAAGAUCCCUUUCUUCAAAGAAAUCAUCAUCAGCUCUUUCACAUGUCCACACUGUAACUGGACCAACACAGAAAUCCAGUCUGCUGGUCGGAUACAAGAACAGGGUGUGCUGUACACCUUACAAGUGAAGACCAAAGAGGACAUGAACCGAGAGGUUGUGAAGUCCGACAGUGCGUCCACCAGAAUUCCACAACUUGAUUUUGAAAUUCCUGCUUUCACACAGAACGGCUCUUUGUCAACAAUCGAGGGCCUUCUGGACAGAGCAGUGGCGGGUUUAGAACAAGACCAACCUAUUAGAAAGGCAACAGAUCCAGUUGUAGCUGAAAAAAUAGAGGAAUUCAUCCAGAGGUUCAAAAAACUUAAAGAAGUAGAAGAGGAAUUCACAUUAAUUAUUGAUGAUUCAUCAGGGAACAGUUUUAUUGAGAAUCCAUUUGCGCCUGAGAAAGACAUGGCUCUCACUGUCACACAUUACAAAAGGACGCCUGAACACAACGCUGCACUAGGAAUAGAGGUAGAGGAAGAAGAAAAUGACGAAAAGCCUGGCAGUGAUCUAGAUACAAUGAGAAAUGAGGUAUUAGUGUUCAACACUAACUGCCCAGAAUGCAACGCCCCAGCCAAUACAAACAUGAAGCUUGUUCAAAUCCAACACUUUAAAGAGGUCAUUAUAAUGGCCACUAAUUGUGACAGCUGCAGACAUCGCACCAAUGAGGUGAAAUCUGGAGGAGCCACAGAAGAGCUGGGAACCAGAAUAACACUCCACUUAACUGACCCUUCAGAUAUGUCCAGAGACCUGCUGAAGUCAGAGACGUGUAGCGUGUUAAUUCCUGAGCUGGAGUUUGAGUUGGGGAUGGCAGCUCUCGGAGGGAAGUUCACUACGCUGGAAGGACUUCUCAAGGACAUCAAAGAUCUGAUUGUUUCAAAAAAACCCUUCAUGUGUGGAGACAGCUCUACAGCAGAUAGAGCCGAGAAACUGGAACUCUUUGGGCAAAAGAUUGACAAGAUAAUAGCAGGGGAAAUGGAUGUGCACAUUAUCCUGGAUGAUCCUGCAGGAAAUAGUUAUCUUCAGAAUCAGAAUCAGAAUCAGAAUGAGCUUUAUUGCCAGAAUGUUUAUGCGCCAGAUCCAGAUCCAGAAAUGAAGAUUGAGAAGUACACCAGGACCUUUGAGCAGAACGAAGACUUGGGGCUGAAUGACAUGAAAACAGAAGGGUAUGCAGAGAAAUAGGCUUAAAGUUAGAGAAAAAUGGAGAUUAUAUCUUGUUAUAUGCCAAAUUCUGUCAAAACCAUUAUAUAGCAUUAUUUAAUUCACUUUUACAUUUAUUGUAAUAUCUCAUGUAAUUAGCACUUCUGAAAACCAUAAUGUCUUUUAAAGGCAGCGUUAUGAUUUGAUAUUAUUUUUGCUUGAAUAAGUGUAAGGUGCUGAAUUUUCCUUGCUGUCUGUGACAAUUUUUAAGUUAUAAGUUUUGGUCAUCUUGGCUAUGAAGCUCUUGUGUUAAUUACCAGUAUAACAACAGAAUUGUUAGAAAGUUUUUGAAGUACUUAAAACUACAGACACUUAAUAAAGUAGUCUUAAGCACACUGGAUGUGAAUUCUUUGGACGCAUUUUCAUUUUCAUGUAAUUAGACUGACUCAUAAAGGCUGUAAUAUAAUAAGUUAUGUUUGUACAAUAAAACGGUAUGGUAUAAGUAUGGUGCUGAUCUGUACACUUUGAGUUCAGUGAGAUAUCUAAUUAACAAUGGCUUCAGCAUGACAUCAAACCCGAAUGCAACUUAUAAUAGAUUUUAUGACCAUAUUGGAACAUGCAGUUACACUGCUGACGAUGCAUUCGGUUUCAAUUAUCUGGCUCUUUAGUGUACAUUGUGUUUUUCUAAUUAGUCAAUUAUUUAUUCUUUAUUAUUGUUAAUACUGAUAAAUGGCACCAUUUGGUGAGUGUCAGAAAAAUAGCUCCCAACAAAGCCAUUACAGCACAGUCCUUUACCAGCGAACAAGUGUUCACAGGGCAUUGUUUGCAUACCUGUUUACUGCCAUUCAUUCUCAAGUGAUCAAUGAAUAAAAAAAGACAUGUAAAUUUGCAUAAAUAUGUAAAUGACAUUCUGCUUUUUUUGGCACAAUAAUGACUCAUUUGCUCUGCAUAUUGGUUAUUAAAAUUAUGUAAAUGUAACGGAUUCUAUAGAGUAGAAUCAGUUAUAUAUUUUAUUUGUAAGUAAAUAUUACUAACUCAGUGUGUGACAUGGCAUGUCUGAUGUCAGCAUGGUGGUGGCAAUGAGAGGGGACCCCUUCAUGUACACUAACUUCUGUCUAAAUAUUCAGCUCAUAAAUUUGCCAUUUUAAUGAACUUUCUAUUUUUAGAAAGGAAGCAAUAUUCAUUUCUUAAUGUAAAAAAUACAAAGUGCUCCUUAAAUGUAGCACACUUCAAACGCUUCUAAUUAGAGCUUCUCUUUUAGACCAUUCAAGUCAUGCAACUUCGAGAAAAACAAUGAAUCACGGGUUCUUUGAGCCUUCCACUGGCACUUAACAUUUAUUGAAAGUUGAACAGCAGAUAAAAGGACAUGACUUGCAUGUAAUUUGAAGCAGUGACAAAUGUAACCAGCAUUGGUCCAUAUACGAUGGAAUACUUAUGUUCAUUCACCACACAAAUGGAGCCCCCCCCCCUUCUUUCUCAGUAAGGAUAGUCCACCGUGAUGGCAGGUUAAAUGUCCCAUGGCCAUUUAUAGCCAGUGGUGGUGUAGAUCUCGUGUGAGGGAGUGCGUCUGUCCAAUAGAGCAAUUAUCAACACCAAAAAAAAAAAAAUCAAAGUUUACAAGAUGCAGCUGUCAUCUUCAUUAAAACAUA